CUCGAAAUACAUCCUUCGCGCAGCACACACCAGCUUGUUCUCGUCCCUCAUCACCGCCCUCCUCCCUCGGCCGCCGGCAUCCAAUCUGAGUGGGCGGGAGGACCUCCCCAACCCCUGAACCCGCGUCUAUACCCGCCCCUGCGCGCUUAUAAAACCGGCCCGGAUCGCGCCGGAAAGUCUUGGGUCUUCAGAAUCGCUCAGGGUUGCAGCAGAACAUCCCCCCUCCUCCGUCUUAUCCCUCCCCUCUCCAUCAUCCUCUCACUGUUUUUAGGAGACUCUUUUUACGCAUCAUCCAUCCUCACCCCAUCCACCACCACCACCACCACACUCCACAACUGUAGCGGGACCGUCUUUCUGCAGGCCAGUUGCAUGCAUUGUUCGUCUCCCAAAAUGGUUUGCGAGACUAAAAUCGUUGCGGAUGAACACGAGGCUAUACCUGGGACCAAAAAAGAGCCGAUGAUGUGGGGCUCCACGGCGGCCCCCGGCGCGGCUCUGAGCCCCGCCGCCGAGCCCAAGGAUGUGCGGAGGGACGGGGUGUUUAUCCGCGAGUUCGAGCGGGAGGACCAGGAGGAGGUGCUGCGCAUCUUCCACGAGGGCAUCAUGGAGCGGAUACCCAACUCGGCGUUCAGGGGGAUCUGGCAGCAGCCCCGGACCCAGUUCUUGUACGCCUUACUGACAGUAAUGUGCUUUUACGUGACCAAAUCUGUCACGCUGACCUGCUGUGCACCGCUCAUUCUCAUGGGUGCGCGCUACUACUACAGCAGGAAAGUUAUCCAGAAUUAUUUGGACUGUGCUCUGAACACGGACAUGGCUGACAUUGAGGCCUAUUACAUGAAACCCACAGGCUCCUGCUUCUGGGUGGCGGUUCUGGACGGGCGCGUUGUGGGCAUCGUGGCAGCGCAGGGCCACGAGGACGACAACACCGUGGAGCUGCGGCGCAUGUCAGUGGACUCUCGCUACCGGGGCAAAGGCAUCGCGAAGGCCCUGGGCCGCCGCGUUCUGGAGUACGCCGUGCGCAACAACUACGCCGCCGUGGUCCUCGGGACGACCGCCGUCAAGUUGGCCGCCCACAAGCUGUACGAGUCGCUGGGCUUCUGCAGGACGAGCCAGAGCGAGGACUACAGGCUACCCGGGAUGAGCCGCUCGCCGCUGGAGAGGCUCUUCUUUCAGAUCCGCCACAGCCGCUACCGCCUGCAGCUCCGUGAGGAGUGAGAGGUGACGGAGAGAGAGAGAGAUGGAGGAGGGGGAGACGGAGGGAGAGAGGGACAGAGAGAGCAAACACCCUCCUUCACCUUUGAACCCCAACUGCAUCCUCUCCUCUGACAGUUUUUAUUUAUUUUGAGUCGUAGUUAUGUUUGAGUAACCCUUUUGCUAUUUCAUGGUGAAGUCACUAAUGUUUUUUAUCGUUACACUUUUCUUGCUAUAGUUUUUGUAUUUUAAGUUUACACACUCUGAGUAUAUAUAUUUUUAAGUUUCAUUAACCUAACUUUUUGGCAUUCUUGUCCCUCCCUCUCCAUCGGAGAAAUAAAACUACGUAUUAGACAUUUAGCUGGCAUCCAAACCAAUCACUGUCCGGCCUUUGACCCCAGAUUAUGUGGGGCAGAUCAAACCCACCGGAGGGUCGGAUGCGACGAGGUGGUUGAGAUACGGUUUUCUUGAGAGGUGAAGAAGUUUAAUAAUUAUUAGCAGCCCUGGUAAAAAAGUGUACAAAAGACAAAUCUUUAAAGUAAGUGGUUCUCGUUUUAUCUUUCACGUUUCUCUAAAAACGUUGCCAUACAAAGAGAAACAAUGGAAAAAAGUAAGACCUACUUCCGUCGUUACUUCAUAAUAAGAGUCCAAACACAUUUUCCCCACUAAUUUCCUGAUUUAUUUACGUUCUCUUGUUUUUCCCAUUCUGAAGACCGGCUAAGAGAAACGGGCCUCAGUGGCUGCGUUUCCAUUGGCUACAUAAUUCGGCAAAUUGAAUCCAAAAUAGAUUUGCUUAAUGGCAAUGAAAAAAAAAAAAAAAAAAAAAAAAAAAAAGUUUUUGCGCUAGAAUGAGGUUGUUUUUCAACCUCAAUGAAAUUAGUGUAUUUCA
Molecule: messenger RNA, 2077 nt
Organism: Poecilia latipinna (sailfin molly)
Lineage: Eukaryota; Metazoa; Chordata; Actinopteri; Cyprinodontiformes; Poeciliidae
Gene: aspnat
Product: N-acetyltransferase 8-like
Exons: 3
Coding region: 370-1212 (280 amino acids)
Cellular component (GO): mitochondrial membrane
Molecular function (GO): L-aspartate N-acetyltransferase activity
Source: RefSeq, a predicted model, not a curated record